ACUAACUUGUCCAGGUGUUGAGAAACGGGCCCCUGGAGUCCAAAGAGUUGGAGCAGGCUUAUUGUAAAAUGGAGGGUCCUCAGAACGGGCUUCAGAACUACAAUAGUGGUGAAAACGGGAGUCUUUGGAACGGAUUGCCAGCGUAUAUAAAUAUUUUGCAUCAAGAUGUCAUCUUCUAGUUCACCAUCAUGGUCAAGUUUCUUAGUUGGUGUGUCAGCAGGUGCAGUCACCGUGGCUUCAGUAGCUUUCAUUUGGCAUUAUAGAAACAAACUCAGACAAAAGAUGCAAGGCAACAAUAAUGGUGAGCUUUUGCUAUUAUAUGAUGGAAGAAACAGCAGUCUACCAUUGGAGACCCAUCCUGUGACUCCAGAUAACAUCGCCAUGGAUACCUUGGAUGGGACUGCUGCAUUCAGCACUCAGAGAUCCCUCUUCCUUACUGAUAAUAAUCCUGGCUUAACCUCACAGCAUGCACUGACAGUAACUGACAUGUCUGUGACGGCUGAAGUGAUAGGGAGAGGAGGAGGAGGAGAGCGAAGAGGAGGAGGUGGUGAAGAUGAUCAGAGUGAUGCAGACCAGUUGUAUAGACAUGAAGAUAACCAAAGCCUACUCAAUUUGCUGUUUAAUAUUGCAGAAGACCAGGCCAAAAAAGAGGGCUUUAUACAUCGAGGAAUAACAUGUAAUAUGUGCCAAGCUAGUCCAAUAUGUGGAAUAAGAUAUAAGUGUGCUAAUUGUGUUGACUUUGACAUCUGUGAGCGAUGUGAACCCCAUGAUAGACACAACAGACUGCAUACCUUCAUUAAGAUUAAGAUUCCAAUACCUCCUUUGGCAAAUCCUAGAACUGUGCUCUUCAAACCAUUCUAUCCAGGAAAAGAGAAAGUAAUUAAACGAUGCACAUGGGAUGAUAUCAAUACCUUGAAGAAAAUCACUCAUUUUGAUCAAUAUGAAAUUGAAGCCUUGCAUGAACAAUUCAGGGUACUUUGUAACAAAGAGCAAGGAAUCACCAGAGAAGUGUAUGAUCAGUGUUUAGGACCUCUUGGUUUAGAGAAGAGCUUACUCUUAGAGAGGUUAUUCAAAUUCUAUGAUGCUAAUGGAGAUGGCUACAUUGAUUUCACAGAAUUCACUUGUGGCCUGUCAACAUUGGUCAAAGGUUCAUUUCAGGAAAAGGUCAAAUAUGCCUUUGAGGGAUACGACCUUGAAGGAGUCGGCAGUAUUAGCAGAGAUAACCUGAGACAGAUGUUCAAGGCUUACUUCUAUGUUACUAUUGAGCUUGUUAGAGAUGUAGUGAAGGCAUGCGAAGAAGAAAUGAUGGCAAACUUUGAUGAUAACCAGGGUCGUCCAGUUUCCUCUCUGUUUAGUGCACCCAUCCCAUCAGAUACUGGGUCCCAGAUAACAACUACCAAUGGAAAGAUCCCAUUCCCGGGAAAUCCUGGAAGCAAGGAAGACACAUGGCCAGUGAUGGAAGCUAUGUCACAGGAUGCCAUUGAAGAGAUGGUGGACAAUGUCUUUAAGAUGGCAAAGAUUGAUCCAGAUCACAGAAUAACUUUGGAGCAGUUCAGAAAUCUAGCUAUUGUAGAUAGCAGUCUAGUUGCCUGGUUUGACUCACUGGGACCCAUUUUCUGAUCUUAACAGCUUCAUGAUCAUCUUCAUUAUCAUUCUGUCUUGUCUUGUUGACAGAGGAUUCCAGUCUUUCAAUCAUUGCAUGAUUUGGCCAAUGUUUGGCUUUUGCAUUGUAAAUCAUCACAUUCACUAUUGAUACCCCAGUCACACUAGCAGAUUCAUUUUAACAGUGACACGAAAAGGUCUUCUGCCAUUCAGUGUUAUACUAUAUUACUGUUUUGUUAAUGUGACUAGGGUUUCGUAACUGUUUGGUUAUUCCAUUGUUCAUUUGUUGUUUUUAAACCAGAUAAGUCAUUGAUUAAAGAAAGUCUGCUGCAGAAUUGUUUUCCUCUCUGCAUUCCUCUCUGCAUAGUUCUGUGUAAUGUGACAUUACACAUAGGAUUAUUUGCCAUUUGUUGCCUGUAUCUCUUUUGAAUUUGCCACUGCAGUUGAACAUUCAUACAAGAAUAGCUACAAAUGUGAAUCUUAUACAGAUAUUGGUAUAAAUUAUCAUGUCUUAGCUCUUAACUUUACUAUGCACCUUAGCUCUGCUAUCUGGAAGCACCUGUUAUAGUUGUUAACUGUGCUUUAAGUAUUGGCAUAGCUUGUGCAGUUUCAAAUAUGCCUAAAGCUGGAAUCCUAUGUCUAUAAUGUUCAUUAUUAUUUCACUUCCACAAACACAAAGUCAAAUAUAUAUAGUGUAAGAAAAUGAAACAGUCAAAAGGGAAACAAAUGUUGAACAAGUAUGUCUAUGGUGCUUGGAAAGAGAAAAAGUAAACCUGAUAACUGUAUGCCUCAAGAUUAAUGUCCCAACCUGGAUAGGUAUACCAACAUUCAUAAGAAUGAAAUCAUAUUCACUUUAUACAAAACCGUGUAAUAGAUAUUAAGUAAAAGUAUUCAAUGGUAUUGAAAUCGUAAUACUUGAUUAAGAGCAGAUUUUUACAACAGAAACAUAAUGAUAUUAACAGUGUGUCAAAUCACCUCUGCAGUGUGCUCAUGGUGCAAUGUAAAAAGAAAAAGAAUGUAAAGAAAAGUAAUGCAGUAAGACAUCUAAGGAAAGAGCUGAGGACAAAUAAGAAUCAAAAGCCUGUACAUGCAAUACCAGAAAUAUGUUUAGAGUAAUGUUAUUUCCUAUAACAAGAGGAAGAUCAUUCUCAUGUGAAGAACCACCACCAUGUGUAAGAGCUAAUAGCAGUUUUGUACUAGUUAUAACGUUUUAUGAAUUGGGGUGCAGAUAUUGCUUUGCAAUGUCCUAAGACAUUUAUUAGUUCAUAAUAAUUCCAUACUAUUGUACAGUGAAAUAUUCUGUAAUAGAAAUGAUAUGGCCAAUAGGGAUUCUUUAGCUUUUAAAGCUGUGUGUAUGUGAGAAAACCAUUAACUCAGGGAUUACAAUGGCAUGGUAUGCGCAAAUAAUAUUUAUUUACUCCACUGUAGAUUAUCUUGUGGUAAAAGUGAUGACUCCUCCAAUAUCCGCUCAUCAAGA
Lytechinus variegatus (green sea urchin) is the source of this 3079-nucleotide messenger RNA. RefSeq lists its product as uncharacterized. The record is from RefSeq and is a predicted model, not a curated record. Bases 166 to 1620 code for a protein of 484 amino acids. Lineage: Eukaryota; Metazoa; Echinodermata; Echinoidea; Temnopleuroida; Toxopneustidae. The transcript is spliced from 13 exons. Gene Ontology annotation, molecular function: calcium ion binding; zinc ion binding.